AUGGUUUCUUCCUUACUGCUUUCCAACCUGUCUCCUCUACGAGUCUUCCGCUUCUUCUUCUCGCUCUUCUUGGUCGACACCAGUUCAUUUCAUGGGGUAGGCGUUUCUGCUUCCUCCACUUCUUUUUCCACUGUCCACGUGACCCAGAAUAAGGAUGAAGCAGAGGCUCUCCUGAAUUGGAAAUCUACUCUUGACAACCAUAGCCAAUCUCUCCUCUCUUCAUGGCAAGGCAACAAUCCUUGCCGCUUUUCUGGUGUCGCUUGCAAUGACUCUCAAGCCAUCACCCAUCUAAAUCUUUCGUCUCUUGGUUUGAGAGGAACUCUAGACAACCUUGACUUCUCGUGCUUAACCAAUUUGGUUAGUUUUGAACUUGGCAACAACUCGAUCUAUGGCUCCAUCCCCUCUAGUAUCGGUGACCUUUCCAAACUCAACUCUCUUCAUCUCUAUGGCAAUGAACUGUCUGGGAACAUUCCUCCAAGUAUAUGUAUGCUGGAGAGUCUUCAUUCUUUGGACCUAUGUUCAAACAACCUAAGUGGAUGCAUCCCUCAAGAAAUAGGGAAGUUGAUAUCUUUGGAAAGGUUAGCUUUGUCUGAAAAUGGUUUGGCCGGUCCCAUCCCCACUUCUCUUGGAAAAUUGGGCAACUUAACCAAAUUACGCAUUUCAAAAAAUAUUCUUUCUGGUUCCAUUCCACAAGAAAUAUGCGACUUGAGGAGCUUGAAGUAUCUUAGCUUGUGGCACAAUAGAUUGUCAGGACCCAUUCCCUCAGAAAUAGGAAGGUUGAGGAGCUUGAAGUAUCUUAGGUUAUGGGACAAUAGACUGUCAGGGCCCAUUCCCUCAGAAAUAGGGAGGCUCACUUCUCUUACGGUUUUACAAGUACUUUAUAAUAAUUUGACCGGUCCAAUCCCGGCAUCAAUUGGAAGCCUGUCCAGUUUAACUGUAUUACAACUUGAUGCCAACAAACUAUUUGGCUUUUUGCCUUUGAAUUUAAUAAGUUAA
Syzygium oleosum is the source of this 996-nucleotide messenger RNA. Its product is annotated as probable leucine-rich repeat receptor-like protein kinase At1g35710. The record is from RefSeq and is a predicted model, not a curated record. Gene Ontology annotation, molecular function: protein binding. Bases 1 to 996 code for a protein of 331 amino acids. NCBI's taxonomy places the organism in Eukaryota, Viridiplantae, Streptophyta, Magnoliopsida, Myrtales, Myrtaceae. The transcript has a single exon.